Oncorhynchus mykiss (rainbow trout) is the source of this 5533-nucleotide messenger RNA. RefSeq names its product zinc finger protein 217. Gene Ontology annotation, cellular component: nucleus. Gene Ontology annotation, molecular function: DNA-binding transcription factor activity, RNA polymerase II-specific; RNA polymerase II cis-regulatory region sequence-specific DNA binding. The record is from RefSeq and is a predicted model, not a curated record. NCBI's taxonomy places the organism in Eukaryota, Metazoa, Chordata, Actinopteri, Salmoniformes, Salmonidae. Gene Ontology annotation, biological process: regulation of DNA-templated transcription.
CUACCGGAUUCGUUAAGAACGCGCUUCAGAAUUCAACAGCUGCACAGUGAAGAUGCAAGCGUCGAAAAAGAACAAUAUGACCGAUAAAACAUUUGCAGCAAGGUGACUAUAGUAGCUACUAUUCUUGAACAUCGUUUGGCGAGAGGACAUAACACGCAGUUUAUGUCACAAUUAGCUGGAUAACUAUUUUCGAUUAAUCGAAAGUUUACCUGGAAAGCCCGAAUUGGUAGAUAUUGGAAUCUACUUAAGACCUAACUUCGCUGGUCUUCCACAAUGAUAUUCAGCAACUUCAUCCAGUAACUCCUUGCCUAAGGAAAUACUCAAGUAUAUAGAUCAUUUGCACAACUUUUGAGGAGGAAAUGCCAACUCACCUGUUGUUGCCAUAUGUGGAAAGUCCAGAUGGACUUGGACAAGACAGUCUAAACAUUAGUAGUGGUGCUAGCACGCCAGGGGCUGGCUCCAGCAUGACCCCUCACUGUAACAUCGUUGACAAGGCUGAGCCUCAGCCUGAGGAAAGCCUGCUGGAAGCCCUGGACUGCAUGUUUUGUGACCAGACUUUCACACACCAAGAUGACCUGGGCCCACACGUCCUGACCCAGCACCCCACAACGUUGUUUGAACCUGCCGUUUUGUGUGUGGAGGCAGAGUACUUGAUCCCAGGUGAAAGGGCCAGGUCCAAACCCAGCUUGCCAUCUGUAAAGGAGGUGGAGGUGUUUAGCUGUGUUGUGUGUGAUCGGACCACAGAGGAUGCCAGCGAGCUGGAGAGCCACAUGCGGACACACAAGGACUGUUUCACUUUUCACUGUAACCUUUGUGGCCGGCGGUUCAAGGAACCCUGGUUUCUCAGGAACCAUAUCAGGUUCCAUAAGACAAAGGCCCAGCAGAACCUGGACGGUCCAAUUAUUAUCAAUGAAGUCAUCCAAGACCAAGUCUCAGAGCCUGUAAUCACGCCUUACAAAAUGUGCUUUACCUGUGGAUUCUUUUUCCCUGAUAAAGACAGUUUGGUGGAACACAGUAAAGUACAUCGUAAAGAAUCAGAGGCUGAUGAAGACAGAGAAAAUGAUAGACGGGAAGAUUCCCUCAUUCAAGAAGGUUUUUUACGGGGCCUCAACCUUCGCCCCAUAUCUGAGAAAAGUAGUACGACACCAGAGAGAUCCUCCAAGUGGAUAGCCCAACUAGACCCUUUCAACACUUACCAGGCCUGGCAACUUGCCACCAAGGGAAAGGUAGCAGUUGGUCCAAGUGUUGCUAAAGACGUAGGCCUGAGCCAAAACAACAGCUCCGACAACGAGGACUCUGGCUCAGAUAAGGAACUGACACACAUCUGGUCAGAAGGCCAAGGAGGUGACGACAAGCGGGUUAAGGAAAACAUCGAUGGAGAUCUGAAAUCCAGACAGACUACAGACGAGACUCCAUCACCGGAGCCUGAUCAGAAGUCAAGUCGAAAUGAUAAGCCGACCCGCUGCGAGGACUGCGGGAGGGCGUUCAGGACGUACCACCAGCUUGUUCUCCACUCAAGGGUGCACAAGAGGGAGAGGGGCGAGGGGGAGAGCCCCACCGCCUCCAUUGAUGGAAAGCUCUCCAGAGCAGGGUCCCCCAGAGAGGAGGGGUCUGAAGACGGGUUAGAGGUGGGAGCACCGGGAUAUGCUUUCUAUUCAGAUAAAAGUGAAGAUGGCUUUGAUCGAAUGAAGGUGAAACAUCUUGUGUCCUCCAGGGAAUGUAGUUAUUGUGGCAAGACCUUCCGUUCCAGCUAUUACCUCAACAUUCACCUCAGGACGCAUACAGGUGAAAAGCCAUACAAAUGUAUAUACUGUGACUAUGCUGCAGCCCAGAAGACCUCACUGAGAUAUCACUUGGAUCGACGUCACAAGGACAAACCAUACACUGACAUCCCUAAUAAGCCUGUGGUGUCCGGGCCAUCUCCCAUUUUGAAAGAAUUCCCCAGAAACAGAGAAGAUAAACGGGUUCCCAACAGGUCCAAACUAUGGCAGACUCCCAAUGUCAAACUAGCAACCAAACCUUGUGCCAAUGUAAAACCAGAGGAUAGAUUUAAUAACAUCGGUGGCAAGCUUGACGGCCCGCUUGCUCAAGUGAAUGCAGAGUAUGGGAAAUUGAUUACUACGGCUGCUUACUCCUCUUCUGCUGAUGAUGCACACAUAAAAUUCCCUGUACUUAUUAACCCGAAGAUGGAAGGAAAGGAGAUAGACAAGGGCUUUGAGGCUCCAUUAAAUUUGUCUUUAAAAGUGUCACUUUCCAUCUCUGCCACCCUAAUACCAAGGAACGCAUUGAUUUCAAAUGUCUGUUCGUCCUGUGCCUUUAGCACUCUGUACCCAGAGGUCCUGCUCAUGCACAAGAAGCUGGUUCACAAGGAGAAGUUGGAAAUGAUCAAGAAGAACAGAAGUCUUAAACAGAAGCGUUACACUGGCUGCCCCCCUGCCCUAGAGGGAAAAGAUGUCCUCCCACUGCCUCCUAUUGACAGAAGACACCCUCGGCGGACCAAAUCCCCAACUCCACAGCCUCCUGGAAAAUCUGCCGAGAAGACCCACCCUACCGCCUCUCCUCAUGGUCCCAAACAGUCCCAGACCAGCGAACCACCACAGAGGGAGACAGCCCUGGACACUCGGCGGUACAGGAUGAUGAUUGAGCAUCGCACCAGUCAGGGCCAGUCCAGGUUUACAGAGCCAGCUGAACAAUCCAACACCAAAGGUACAAAAGAUAACAGGUCUGUAGUGGACAGACCAAGGCAGAGCCCAUCGGACAGCAGAGGGGCGAGCGGACAGAGUGUAAGAAGUGGCCCAGGCAGAAAUUGGAACGGCGUGGUAUGGCCCUCCGACACUGCUAAGCUGUGCCUCUCCAGCCGGUUCGGUAGUCUGCCCCCGAUGGACUUUGGUGGUGAACCCUCCAGCAAGAGACCAAGGUACUCAGGGCUUCCCGGAAGGGAAACGGACACUGUAGAGACGUCUAGCUUUAGGACCGAGUACAACAGACUGCUGAACUCCGGGAGACCCCAAGUGAAAAACUCCUUUUCGUCACAAGGAACCUCUCUCUCUAACAGGCCUCAGGCCUAUGCCCCGGUCAAAGCGUCCAAUCCUCCAGCCUCUGCAAGCAGCAGCAGCAGCAGCAUGGAGACUGACUGGAAUAUGAUCAACAUCCUCCGCUCCUACAGCCCCAGUGACCUGGCCUCCCUCUACCACCCCACCGUGGCUAACCCCAGUCACGGAGUGACCAACCCAAGAGGGAGUAGGCCAUCACCCUACCCAGCUAGUAUGCUACAGAGGAGACCCUAUUCCAGACCCAUCAGUAGUGAACACAGUGGACCCCCUGACAAAAGUACUUAGCUGUUCUAAUGGUUUGAAGUACCCUGAGAACUCCCUGCUGCCACCAUCUUCUUUUGAGAGCCAACCUGGUGGGGAAGGCUUAACUCAGCCCAACUGUGAUCUGUGGAUACACCUCUAUCCAAUGCCGACCGAGUUUACAGUUUGUAUGUAUUGAAGAACGACUGUUUGAAUAUCAUAUUGGUAUGGUUGCACUAGACAAAACAUUUAUUUUAAGUGUUCAGAGGAUAAAUUACCUUUUUUUUUGUUUUGUUAAUAUGCUGCUCUGUCUGAUUGUAUGUCAGCAAUCAAAGGGCUAUGUAUCUGUCAAAGCACUGAUGUAGGGUUUUAUCUGGCAUACAGCUUGACGUCUUUGUUUACAAAACAAGCUGUAUGUUGACAUAUGUUACCUCAAAGUCAGUUUAGAGACUGUUGACGUUCAAGUCGUCAGUUGUUUCUGUGAUGAUAUGAAGCUGCUGUAGCUAUCAUGUCUACUAUUGAGCCAAUGCAUUUUUUGGGGGAGAGUUAAGAGUAGAACGUCUGAUGUGCCACUCGGUAGUAGUUUCCCUGGAUAGACAUUAUGACCAGGGCCUGAAGCCUGUUACCAGAUAUUCUGUGAAAUGUACAUAAGAAGGCUGCUCGUUCUUUUCCUUCUAUAGAUUCCUCAAAACCAACUCUUCUAAAACAUGGACCAAAUAUCAACAGAAUUCUUGAGGGAUUCUACUUUUUUGUGUAGAAAAAAAAAGUAUGCUCAUGUUAUGCAGGAUUUUGAUUGUUACUGAGUCUUUUGCAACAGGUUUUGUUAACUUGGUUGCCUGCUUUGUCACUGGUUUCUCUGAAGCUCUGGUCUACUAUUUGUUGGUACUGUAUGUAAGUCAGGAAGAGCAUAGCGGAAGGCUCACUGAAGGAAUAGCUUAAAACAUUGUACACUGUGAAGAAGAAGAAAAACAGUCUCAGGUUUCAGACCUCGAUUUGGGCUCUGAUACAACUCAAUUCAAUUUUUUGCAUUGACUAUUACAAAUGUAAUGCACAUUAUCUAGGAAGCGCUGCGAUUAAUUUCAAGCAAUGUGGAUACAUCAGACUUCUGUUAUUUCAUAUUUUUGCUGUUAUCAUUUUUUUGGGGGGCGUUUUAUUUAUUUCUGUUACAGUUGUUUUGGUUUUUACAUGUAAAAUGUUAAAUAUACCGUUUAAGAUUUGUACGACAAUUACAUUAUAAUAGUUAAUGACGUGGGGCAUAGCAAGUAGUGUUAUAUAUAUUUUUUUCACUUUGAAAAAGUCUACAGGUGGCUUUUCAAGUGUUUACUAUAGGCCUAUCACCUUCCUGUGUUUAAAUAACCUUUGAAACAACUUGUCAAUCUAAAAUAGUUGUCAUGUCUGAUCACUGGCAAUAGACGAGGAGCCAAAAUGUACUGAUUUCCCCUGUUCUGCUGUCAUUAUUAGCAUGGGGUUAAGUUAUUAACAUUUUUAAGUUUGGUUCAUGUAUUCAGUAGUUCUUGUGACAGAUUCUGGACUUGACCUGUUUGGUUGAACUUACUAAUGCAACAAUGCUGUGUCUGCCUAUACUGUACUUGAUAUGAUUUCCCCGUUUUGGCUUGCGUAAGCCUAAUAAAUUGUGGCCAUGUCAUACAAGCUUCUGCUUUGGUUUUUGUUUUUUCAGUUUGUACUUUUCAAUGUUGUGAUCUCUAUUUGUUUUCAUGGUCUUUUGACUUAUAUCAAGUGCAAUUGUGGCAGUUGUAAAUGAGAGUGGAGGGAUCCAAUUCACUCAGACCUUCACUCUUAACAGAAAUGAAACAUUCUGUUAAAAUGUCACUGCAAUUUAUGUGCAAAUAAUUUUGACAUUUUUGAAAAUGUAUUCCAUUUCUGUAAUGAGAAUAGUGCUUUCGUUUCGUCUUUGCACAAUUAAGACAUUUGUGUAAAGUAUUGAGAAAUUGCUAUAUUUUCAGUUACAUCUUAGCCCACAAGCCUGUACUUUGCUUCAUUCAAUGUCUGGAAAAUGUCUUAACUGUAGGUGAACACCAGAGGGCAGUGUAUACAAAGAGUCCAGCAACAGAGGCAGGUAGAGGUUCUGUGCUGUGGUGAUACAUUCUGGUAGACUGGAGCAGGAAUGCUUAGUUGCACAUCUUUGGUUUGUCUCAGGUUUAUAUUGUUGAUAAUGAGCAUUUCCUAAGUAUUUUGUGUUGAUGCAGGUUGGCAUUUUGUAAUAAAAGGGACAAGCAAGA